AGGAAAGCGUCCUCCUUAGGCGCAGACCGUUUCUUUUCAGGUCAAAGCAGUACGCGUUUUCGGUAGAGGUAGCAGUAAGAUUAGUCUUCAGAGCAAUUUUAGCGUUAAAUAUCUUUUAACGCAUUUGCUAAACGUGUUAUUUUAUAAUGAGCGACAACGAGAAAGAGUUCAGGGAGCAGGUUGAGGUUGGAAGAAAGAAAAAGGCGGAAGACGUUUCAGAUGUGAAGUUAUUGUUGUUUGAAGCUGAUGGUGUUGAUGCAUGCUAAUGUAUGGGAGAGAUGCUGAAAAAAGAAGCGAUCAAGAGCUGUCCCCGCGUCUAGUGUUGUAAUGGCAGAUGGUAAAAGGGGGAAGAGGAGGAAAAAAAGAAGUCAUAUAUUCAAACGGAAGAAAGAAGAAAUGAAGGGUUGUUAUGAAGUAAUGAAGUUAAAGAAGUUAUGAAGUUAAGAUGAGAAGUUUUCCAGGGACUCUCGGGCCGGCUCGCGGAGCCCAUCCCCUGGAGGCUCACCUAAAUCCACUAGCCGCUCACCAGCGCGCUCCAGAGGUGGCUCCCAUCAUUCCAGAUCCAAAUCUCAGUCCCGAUCUAGAUCUCGGUCAAGAUCUAAAUCCAGGUCUCGAUCCCAUCGAAGCUCACGCAGACACCACUCCCGUUCCCGCUCUCGUUCCCGCCGGCGCCGCUCCAGGAGCCGAUCUCGUAGCUCUGAGUACCGCCGGCGCAGAAGCCACAGCCGCUCUCCCAUGUCGAAUCGACGCCGACACAUUGGCAACAGGGCCAACCCAGACCCCAACAACUGUCUGGGUGUUUUUGGUUUGAGCCUCUAUACCACUGAGAGGGACCUAAGGGAGGUUUUCUCUAAGUAUGGCCCGUUGGCAGAUGUCAACAUUGUGUAUGACCAGCAGUCACGUCGAUCCAGAGGCUUUGCCUUUGUCUACUUUGAGAACUGCGAGGACUCCAAGGAGGCCAAGGAGCGAGCUAAUGGAAUGGAGCUGGAUGGACGCAGGAUCCGAGUGGAUUUCUCUAUUACCAAACGAGCCCAUACUCCCACUCCAGGAAUCUACAUGGGACGCCCCACAUAUGGUGGUGGUGGUGGUGGUGGUGGAGGCGGCGGUGGCGGCGGCUCAUCACGUCGUGUCUCAAGGGACUACGACAGGGGCUACGACAGAGGCUAUGAUAGAGGCUACGAUCGUGACUACGAUCGUUACGAUGACCGCGAGUACCGUUCAUACAGGCGCAGAUCUCCAUCUCCUUACUAUAGUAGAGGAUAUCGCUCUCGAUCACGAUCCUACUCACCACGUCACUACUGAGCAACAAGAGAAGAGGCGACAGAAGUGUUACUAUUUGGAUGACAGUUUUUUUUUUUUCUGUUCGUUUUUGUUUUAAAUCUGACAAUAUUAUGUAUGUGAUUUAAAAACUCUGCAUCUGUUUGUGUAUCAAAAGUUUAACAAAAUUGAUCCAAAAGAACCCCCUAAAUUUCUCCCUGAGCACAAAAAAGUAAUCAGGGAAUCAUGCUGCACCAAGUCUGUGCAAAGAAUCAGUUUUUGUUUUUUUCUGAAAAAUGAAAAAAAAAAUUUUUUGAGUACUCUGUGUGAUCAAAUGAAUUGAAUUGAAAGCACAGUCAGUCGUUGUAAAAAGGCUACGAUGUGCUCAGUUGUUCUUGGUUUCUUUUGUUUUGUUUUUUUUAUGUAUCAUAGCUGGAUUUUUCUGUGCCAGUUUUACACUUUCUCAUUUUGCUCUUUGUUGGUAGGUGAUUUGUUAAACUGUCGUGAGCCUAGUUUGCCCCUCAUUAAGUUUUAAAUGCCAUGUUUCUUUUUCAGUUUGUUUUUGCUUGAUCGAACGUCCACUUUUGUUUGUAUAUAAGAAAUUAAAAAAAAAAAAAAUA
Neolamprologus brichardi is the source of this 1877-nucleotide messenger RNA. The record is from RefSeq and is a predicted model, not a curated record. NCBI's taxonomy places the organism in Eukaryota, Metazoa, Chordata, Actinopteri, Cichliformes, Cichlidae.